Sparassis crispa is the source of this 549-nucleotide messenger RNA. Its product is annotated as Frataxin homolog, mitochondrial. Gene Ontology annotation, cellular component: mitochondrion. NCBI's taxonomy places the organism in Eukaryota, Fungi, Basidiomycota, Agaricomycetes, Polyporales, Sparassidaceae. Gene Ontology annotation, biological process: intracellular iron ion homeostasis; iron incorporation into metallo-sulfur cluster. The record is from RefSeq and is a predicted model, not a curated record. The coding region runs from base 1 to 549 and encodes 182 amino acids. The transcript has 4 exons. Gene Ontology annotation, molecular function: iron chaperone activity; 2 iron, 2 sulfur cluster binding; ferrous iron binding.
AUGGUCUUACGACAAGCUGUCCGGUAUGCCAGAUGCUCAGCUCGAGCUACUAGGCUUGCAGCUCCGACGCUAGUCCCUCAUCUUCGCGUACUGCCUAAGCAGAGUCAGCUUCAGAGUAAUCUGCCGUGUCUCAGACGGCAGUACGCAACACCUCCCCCGCAGCUUAAUCACAGUGAUAUCUCUAUCGAGAAGUACCAUGAGUACUCAGACACGGCUAUGGAGAAUCUCUUGGAGUCUCUGGAGGAAUUACUUGAUACAAAUAAUAACGCAGAGUACGAGGUGGAGUACAGUAGUGGCGUCUUGACACUCAAGCUCGGUGACAAAGGGACGUAUGUUAUCAACAAGCAGCCGCCUAACAAACAGAUCUGGCUGUCAUCACCACUGAGUGGUCCAAAGCGUUACGACUACUCAGAAGCAACAGAUGAAUGGAUAUAUUCACGAGACGGCCAGUCAUUGGGCGACCUCUUAGACGCAGAGCUCAGCAAGGCCUUCGAACGCCGUGUCAGGCUAGAUCUGACAUCUGAGGUACAUACCCCAAAACUCGCAUGA